GCGGAAGUGAAUUAUCUCGGACAAUUUUCACAUCCAAAUCUGUGGAACUAAUUGGUUACUGUUUAGAGGACGAACAAAGACUUUUAGUCUACGAGUUCAUGCCUCGUGGAAGCUUGGAAAAUCACUUAUUUAGGAGAGGAUCAUAUUUUCAACCGUUGUCAUGGAGUCUUCGUUUGAAGGCUGCUCUUGGAGCUGCUAAAGGCCUUGCUUUUCUUCACAACGCAAAAACAAAAGUGAUUUAUCGGGAUUUCAAGACUUCUAAUGUGUUGCUAGAUUCGAACUACAAUGCAAAAUUGUCGGAUUUUGGGCUCGCGAAAGAUGGACCGACCGGUGAUAAAAGUCAUGUUUCUACUAGAGUCAUGGGAACCUACGGAUACGCGGCACCCGAGUAUCUAGCAACAGGUCACUUGACGUCUAAGAGUGAUGUGUAUAGUUUUGGGGUGGUUCUUCUUGAAAUGUUAUCGGGCCGAAGAGCAGUAGACAAGAACAGGCCAUCGAAUGAAUACAGUUUAGUUGAGUGGGCCAAGCCCUACUUGGCCCACAAACGUAAAUUGUUUCGGGUUAUAGACAACCGGCUCGAGGGCCAGUAUACACUGGAAGGGGCCUAUGCGGUUGCAACCGUUGCAUUACGGUGUAUAUCAGUUGAGCCCAGGUUUAGGCCCACAAUGGUGGAAGUGGUCAAAGAACUCGAGCAACUUCAAGACCCGAAGGGAAGCAAGCCCCGAAGACACUCGACUCAUGGAACACUCCCAAUUGGGAAGGCUGCUUAUCCCAGGCCUCAAGGUUUGUAGGAAAAGAUGUGACUAGUUGGGCCAAAUGAUUGUACAGUUAUUUGGGCUAAGUGUUAAGUUUGUUUCUAAAUUCAAGGAAACUACAAAAGUCAUCCCUGAAGUUUAAUUUAUUCUUAACUUUUGGUCAUGUGGUUGCUGAUUUUGUGAUUUGGUAUUUAACAAAAUACCAAUACAAUGUUUAGUAAAUCUGUAUUUAAAUCUAUAAAACAUCAAAUCGUAUAAUUUUUUAAACAGGCCACAGCGGCUUUGAUUGA
Molecule: messenger RNA, 1045 nt
Organism: Lactuca sativa (garden lettuce)
Lineage: Eukaryota; Viridiplantae; Streptophyta; Magnoliopsida; Asterales; Asteraceae
Source: RefSeq, a predicted model, not a curated record